UAAGAAUUUGGAUAAUCCAUUCACUAAUGUAUUUUCUUCUUCCCUCUAACUUCCAAAAUCAAGCUUUCAUUAUACGUGCAUGGCUGCAAAUACCUCUAUGGUGCAGCUUAAGAUCCAGCCUUUUGAAUCAAAUAUCGUUUUUCUCAAUGAUCAGGCGAUCGAUUUUCAUUCUUGAAAUCGCUAAUACCUGCCAAUUGCAACAUCUUCGCCAUAAUUUUAUCAAGAAAUGGAAUAGAGAAGGUGAAGAAUAAGAUUUUUAAUCCAGUACAUCAACUAUCCAGUAAGAAAGGAGCCGUAAAGUCCAAUUAAUCCAGGAAGCUCAUGCCAAGCAUACCAUAGAACCAUCAAGUUGAAAAUUUGACAAGUAGAUAUGGCUGAGGUGAAAGCGGGUAGUGGCACCACCAUGGGAGGUGGAGGCCUCCAAUUUGUGUUACACGUGGUUCGAGGUCGAUGGUUCUCACUUUUCGCCUCUUUCCUCAUCAUGUCCGGAGCGGGGGCUACAUACCUUUUCGGUACAUACUCCCAAGAAAUAAAACUCUCUCUAGGAUAUGAUCAGACCACACUUGUUCUCUUAGGUUUCUUCAAGGAUUUUGGAGCUAACGUCGGAGUUCUCUCUGGCCUAAUAGCCGAGGUAAGCCCAACAUGGUUCGUGCUCCUAGUUGGUGCAGCUAUGAACUUCACAGGUUACUUUAUGAUAUGGCUUUCGGUUAUUGGCAAGAUUUCCAAGCCAAAAGUUUGGCAAAUGUGUAUAUACAUAUGCAUUGGAGCAAAUUCUCAGAAUUUUGCAAAUACAGGAGCCCUUGUUACCUCUGUGAGGAACUUCCCCGAGAGUAGAGGUAACAUGAUAGGUCUUUUGAAAGGAUUUACAGGUCUAAGUGGAGCUAUAAUGACACAAUUAUAUUUGGCUGUUUAUGGAAAUGAUGCUCAAUCACUUAUCCUCCUUAUUGCCUGGCUGCCAGCUGCGUUAUCGGUAGUUUUUGUCUAUACUAUUCGAGAAAUGAAAGUCGUUAGGCAACCAAAUCAGCAAACUGUUUUCUACUAUUGCUUGUUAAUAUCGAUCGUUCUAGCAUUGUUUCUUAUGGUUAUGACACUGAUCGAGAAAGCAAUACCAUUUUCUCAUGCUGCCUAUGUUGUAACCGCCACUGUCUCCUGUGCUUUACUUUUCUCCCCUCUUUUAGUUUUCAUUAGAGAGGAGCUGGCUAUCUGGCGUCAAAUGAAACAACCGUCAGUUAGUGGAUCUGCAAACACAAUCACCGAAAAUCAUCCACCAGUAAUGGUGGAGAAGGAGAAGGACAUGAACCAAAUCCCACAGCUUCCAAAAGAAAUCAACAACUCUAAGACAACCUCUUGUUUUUCAAACAUCUUCCUUGAAAAACCAGCAAGAGGAGAAGAUUAUACCAUCUUACAAGCACUCCUAAGUACUGAUAUGUUGAUUCUGUUCCUUGCUACAUUAUGUGGACUCGGAUCAAGUCUAACCGCAGUUGAUAACAUGGGUCAGAUAGGUGGAUCUUUAGGAUAUCCGGAGACUACCGUUAAAUCUUUUGUGUCGCUUCUCAGCAUAUGGAAUUUUUUCGGGAGAAUUUUCUCGGGAUUUGUGUCUGAAAGCUUGCUAGUGAGGUACAAAUUUCCUAGAACCCUUAUGAUGACAUUAGUCCUUUUGGUCUCAUGCAUCGGCCUCCUUAUGAUCGCCUUCCCUUUCCCCGGUUCAGUGUACGUGGCAUCUAUAAUCAUCGGCUUCUCAUUUGGUGCUCAAUUGCCAUUACUUUUCACAAUCAUUUCUGAGCUCUUUGGAUUGAAGUACUAUUCGACAUUGUUCAAUUGUGGGCAAUUGGCUAGUCCUCUUGGCUCAUACAUCUUGAAUGUGAAAUUUACUGGACCACUUUAUGAUAGGGAGGCAUUGAGGGAUCUCCAGAAAAAAGGUUUGACUAGAGCAUCUGUUAAGGAACUGACUUGUAUGGGUAACCAAUGUUAUCGGCUCGCGUUCAUUAUCCUGGCCAGUGUUACAUUUUUUGGAGCUAUGGCCUCUUUGGUUUUGGUUGCGAGAACUCGACAGUUUUACAAAGGAGAUAUAUACAAGAAGUUCAGAGAGCUAUCAGAGGCACCUGAUACAGAAUUGGCUUCUUCAAACAGUAUUAAUAAGACACGCAAACAGGCCAAAAAAUGAUGAAGGAAGUAGGGACUAGGGACUCAAAGCCUGCAAAUUACUAGGUCAUUUCCGUGGCAUGUUCGAGCCUAUUUCUAUUUUAGUUUUAUUUUGUGUUUUUGUCGGCCUUUAAGGAUCAAGAGACUCCUCUUUAAAUAAAAAUUUCUAAGAAAAAACAAAAACAAAUAACCUUCUUACGCCUCCCCUUUUUUUUUUAAAUGAAUUAGAAUUAAAGAGCAGAGUCUUACUUUUUGGGGGGAUGAAAGACAAGAAAAGGGAACAGAGUGCUUUAUGAUAAUAGAAAGAGAAGGGACAUGAUUGUGCUAGGGUUUGUCCUUAAUUUCUACCUUAUUUGAAUUUUAUAAUUGUGUUUUACUUCAAAAGAUUUUCUUUUUUUUAAAAGGAUUCUAGUAUAUCUUUUUCUUCGAGGAGUUUUGGACUUCUAUAAAUAGGAGAUCCUUUAUUCUCAUAAACAACACAAUAACAUCCAUAAUGUAGUCGUUUAGAGAGUUCUGUUUAGGGGGAGAUUUUCUCUCAAUAGUUUUAUGUUCUCUUUUAUAUAUAGGUCAAUUGACCAAAUAAUA
This is a messenger RNA of Lycium barbarum (goji berry), 2727 nucleotides long. RefSeq lists its product as uncharacterized. The transcript is spliced from 4 exons. NCBI's taxonomy places the organism in Eukaryota, Viridiplantae, Streptophyta, Magnoliopsida, Solanales, Solanaceae. Gene Ontology annotation, cellular component: membrane. The coding region runs from base 371 to 2164 and encodes 597 amino acids. The record is from RefSeq and is a predicted model, not a curated record.